This is a messenger RNA of Alternaria atra, 855 nucleotides long. RefSeq lists its product as uncharacterized. The transcript has 3 exons. Gene Ontology annotation, cellular component: membrane. The record is from RefSeq and is a predicted model, not a curated record. NCBI's taxonomy places the organism in Eukaryota, Fungi, Ascomycota, Dothideomycetes, Pleosporales, Pleosporaceae. The coding region runs from base 1 to 855 and encodes 284 amino acids.
AUGGCAGGCGACACCGCUUCCGAAGACGGGCGUAACGGCCUCUUUCCCUACGCCCCCAGCGAAGUAGGCGCCAUUCUCUUUGCCGGCCUCUUUGGCCUAAGCGCACUCUACCAUUUCUUCCAGAUGAUUAGAGGGCGCGCAUGGUUCUAUACCGCCUUCGUCAUCGGAGCCAUAAUGAUGACAGUUGGAUACGCUGCCCGUUAUCUCUCUGCCCAAUCCCCCACCGAACUAAAACCCUACAUCCUCCAAUCCCUCUUCAUCAUCCUGCCCCCGUCUCUCUACGCUGCAACGAUUUACAUGAUCUACGGUCGCCUCGUCAUAUUCGUAAACGCCGAACACGCAUCAAUCAUCCGACCUACGCGGGUUACCAAGAUAUUUGUCUGCGGCGAUGUCAUUGCUUUCUUCAUGCAAGCUGGCGGUGGAGGCAUGAUGGCGCAGGCUAGCAUGGCGGAUAUGGGACAGAAGAUCAUGUUGCUUGGAUUGUUCGUGCAGCUGCUGUUUUUCGGCUUUUUCGUCGUCAUCAGUGUUGUGUUUUAUAUGAGGAUGAGGACUUCGCCACAGAGACAUACUAUUCCUCAGUAUGGGAAGUUUGGCUGGCCGGCUUUGUACAAACUCCUCGCCAUUGCAGCCAUCGUCAUUAUUCUCCGCUGCAUCUUCCGUGUCAUCGAGUUCGCACAGGGCCAUGGCGGAUACCUGGCUUCGCAUGAGGUUUACAUGUAUGUUUUCGAUACGCUGCCCAUGUUUGUAGUACAGGUCUUGUUCCACUUCGUACGCGCGGAUGAUGUAUUUGGGACGAAUCAUGGAGCGGCGAAGAAAUUGGAUAGCGAGAUCAUUGGGCUGUAUGAGAGAUCUUGA